GUGCAAAACCCGCCAUUUUUGUUUCUUCAUCACAACAACUCUCCAGUAGAUGAAUAUCAAUUGUUGUUGAAGAAAUACAUACUCCUAUAAAUCUUAAACAACAACAAAAAAAAACCCAUACUUUUUAGUAUUAACAAAAUAUAUAUUUGACUAAUUGCCUCGAAUUCAGUUCCCUAUAAAUCCAAAAUUCAACUUGCCUUCCCUUCUUCUUCUCCUGGAAUCCCGCUUUCUAAUCUACCCUUCACCCUCAUUCUCCAUUAAUUACCCUCAUUAAAAUAUUUUUGCUUACCUCUUACCAUGUCUUCUUGUACUGCUGCAUCAUAUGUUUUUUUCACAUCCACGCUUUCCAUUUGCUUUACGUACUCUUCAAAAAGCCUUCUAUUUCUCCUCUCACGUACUUUUCGUGACCCCUUUUUGCUUCUUCCACCCAUUGUACGGUACCUAAUUUUAUUAUUUUGGGGCUGUUUAAUUUAUAGUCAUAAAAGGGUAUUCUUAUAGGUAGUGGCUGAGAUUGAAGAAUAAUUUGUGUCAUUACGAGAUUUUUGUUCUUGAUUGGAAUGUGAAAGCUUCUGAAGAUUAAAGGGUUGAUUCAAUGUCCGAUGCGGUUAAGUUGGAAUCCAUUCUCUGUCAGAAUGGCGAGGAGCCAGAUUAUACAUCUGUAACUGGGCAGGUGGCAUUUGCCAAAAGAUUAAAUGUGGUGCGCAAAAUUCUUGACGGACUUCGUAGGCAAGGAGAAUGGUCAGCUAUCAAGACAUCAAUUGGUGCAGUUCGAAGAGUAGCUAGUAACAGGUAUUCCAAAAUUAAUCAAGCUGUGGAUACAGAAGAAAGAAGGGAACAUGGAUCUGGAAGAAAUUCUGGCCCACUUUUGUCUGGAACUGCAUAUUGCCUUUCUUCUUGUUGCAUGAUCAUGCUGAACAAAGUUGUCCUUUCAAGUUAUUCAUUCAAUGCUGGGAUCUCAUUGAUGUUUUACCAGAAUCUUAUCAGUACUCUUAUAGUUGGUAUAUUGGGUUUCUUUGGAGCAGUUACAGUGGAGAAGCUCAAUUGGAAGCUAGUUAAAGUUUGGAUCCCCGUGAAUUUGAUCUUCAUUGGCAUGCUUGUUUCAGGCAUGUAUAGUUUGAAAUACAUAAAUAUUGCAAUGGUGACCAUUCUGAAGAAUGUGACAAAUAUUUUAACUGCAAUUGGAGAGUUGUAUAUUUUUGGGAAGCGGCAAAAUCAGAAAGUGUGGACCGCCAUGUUUGUUAUGAUUAUCUCUGCUGUAUUUGGAGGUAUAACAGACCUCUCAUUUGAUGCUACGGGGUAUGCUUGGCAAUCAGUUAAUUGUGUUCUCACUGCGAGCUACUCUCUCACAUUGCGACGUGUCAUGGACAGAGCAAAGCAGUUUACAGAAUCUGGAUCUCUUAAUGAAGUAUCCAUGGUGUUACUGAACAAUGGGAUAUCUAUACCUUUUGCUAUCAUCUUGAUCUUCCUGUUCGAUGAAUGGAGUUACAUAAUUAAUGCGGAUGUCGUAAAGAUGCCAAUGUUUUGGGUUGCUGCAACAGCCAGUGGGCUGCUUGGGCUAGCUAUUAGCUUCACAUCAAUGUGGUUUUUGAAACAAACUGGUCCAACCACCUACAGUCUUGUGGGUUCCUUGAACAAGAUUCCCAUUUCUAUUGCUGGCCUUUUGGUGUUCAAGGUUCCCCUCAGUAUUCCCAAUUUAUUCAGCAUACUUUUCGGUAAUGUGAACAAUCCAGAUGCUAUUCUUGAAAACUUAAGGAGUUACUCUUUUGAUUAUUGUUGUCCUUGAGCCUCCCUACCAUCACAAGGUAGGGAUAAGGUCUGCUUUACACACUUCUCUACUACCCUCCUCAGACCCCACAUGUGGGAUUGUCGUUGUAGUACUUAUUGAUUGUUCCCGUCUCAAAUUUACCAAUGCUUUCAGGUCUACUUGCCGGCGUACUCUUUGCCAGGGCUAAGAUGUCUUGAAUACCAUGCUGGAAAAUCAAAUGGCAUGCAUAUCUGUCAAUAACUCUUUAAGACAAGAGCCCCCACACAAGUCAUCUGUAGGCAGUAGUGUCUGUCAGAUGCUCAUUCAAGGGAAAUGAAGUAUCUAUCAAUUUUGGUUUUUGUGAGCAGUAAUUUUACAAUUCAGUCAUCUGAUCAUCUUUUAUUUUCUCUGGAAUACUUCAAAAUGGUGCAUAUAUUACGCUGUAGAAAAGGGAAAACAAAAACUUCCUUUUGGAUUUAGUGAAAAUAGUAUGAUAGUGUGUGAUUUAUUUUGAAUCAUUGCCAUUUUUAUAAAGAUACAAUCUUCAUAUGUAAUGAUAUAUAUUGAUACCAUACAAUACAUAAGUAUUCUAAAGUAUUGAUUCAUAUUGAUACAAUCGUGACAGAUACAUUUUUAUUCAAUAAUGAUAUAUUUUCU
Molecule: messenger RNA, 2401 nt
Organism: Capsicum annuum
Lineage: Eukaryota; Viridiplantae; Streptophyta; Magnoliopsida; Solanales; Solanaceae
Product: GDP-mannose transporter GONST2
Exons: 9
Coding region: 593-1783 (396 amino acids)
Cellular component (GO): Golgi apparatus
Molecular function (GO): antiporter activity; GDP-mannose transmembrane transporter activity
Source: RefSeq, a predicted model, not a curated record